UGAGUGUCGUACAGCGUACUACGGCCUAUUUAUACUUUAUAGUAGGUGUAUGCGGUGUCCUGUGAACUAUCCACAGGACUGAAUUCACGUGAAUAGCGAGAGUGGCGUGCAUUCGUGCGUAUAUUUACUACGGAGGGGAAUUCGGGGAGUGGGUGUGCCUGCCUCCCUCCGGGCGAAGUUUCCGUCGCGAUCGAAGCCACAUUGAGCGUAGUGGUUGCAGCAUUCGGGCGCAGUCCUCUCAAAAUAGAAAAAUAUCGCAAUGGAGUUAAAAGGGAAGGUUGCUUUAAUAACUGGUGCCGCGGCCGGCAUCGGGCUAGCUUAUAGCGAAGAAUUAUUAAAACAAGGAGCGAAGGUGUCACUCUGUGAUAUCGAUUCUGAAAUAGGAGAACAGGUGGCCGAUGAGCUGGGUGUUAAGUAUGGAAGGAAAAACGUGCUGUUCUGUCAAUGUGACGUCACUGACUAUCCGCAAUAUGAAGAAGCGUUUGAGAUGACAAUAAAGGUUUUCAAUCGACUCGACAUCGUUAUUAAUAACGCUGGUGUUAUGAACGAUAGAUUCUGGGAACUCGAAGUCGACGUUAAUUUGAACGGUGUUAUUCGUGGUACUCUGUUGGCGUACCGUUUCAUGGGUAAAGACCGCGGCGGCGCUGGUGGUACCAUCGUCAACACAGCCUCAACAGCCUUCGUCCGUCCCCAAGUCUCCACUCCUAUAUACACCGCCACUAAUUAUGCUGUCGUCGGCCUAACAAGGUCGUAUGGGGACCAAUACCACGUGAGCCUCACGGGCGUUCGCAGCAUAGCACUCCUGGCCGGGCUCACAGACACGGGGCUUGUUAAGGAAAUACGGAAACAACUAAUGUCUUCCGACUACGAGGCAGCGUGGCAGAGGGAUAACGCGAAUUCUAAAGCUCAAAGUCCUGAGCACGUGGGUCGAACCCUGAUCGACGUGUUGAUGAAGGCUCAGAGCGGUUCCGUGUGGGUGGUCGAGAACGGUUUGGCGGCUCGCGAAUGGCGCGGCUAAAAAUCUCCAAACAUACAUUUUAUAAUCUGCCUCAUAUCCAAAUAGUUUGUCCAAGAUAACUUACUUUAAAGCUUAAUUAAAAUUUAUUGUUUGAGAAAAAUAUUAAUGAGAACUAGAGGCUAUAACUUGGAUACUCUUUUUUCCUUAUUUUGUUAUAGCUCUAAAAAAAUUAUGUUCGGUAGUUAAAAUGUAUUUCCUCUAUUAGGCUGAGUUUACACUACAGCUGUGCUAGUCGAAGCAGUAUGUGAGUAAAGUUACCUGUCUAUGAGGUUAUUUAAGAUUUAAGUAUUAUUGUUUUUAAGGUGUCGAUUUUGUGUAAUUUUCGCUUACACACGGCCUCACUGCUUCGACAUAUCUGGUGAAGGUUUAGACAUAAAAUCUUUAAAUAUUUUAUCAACACAUUUUCCUGUAUUACAUUUAUUUAGAUAAAAUUUAAGGUGGGUUCACACGUAACUCAUGUAUGCUCAAUGAAUGUAGCGAGUAUUGAAUGCUUUAUAACAUGUACUUAUUUAAAGACGACCUUAAUUUCACUACAGUAGACUGAUAUUUGAAUACGUUUUUACCAGUUACACAGGUUAAAUACUGAUUGUGAGAAAGAUUUGACUUUUACUGAGGAGAUGUUAUCUGUCACAGUUGCGGUGUACUUGACAAUACCUUAUUAAGGAUUUGAAUACUCUAGUUGGCAGUUCUCGCCAAUAUAAACGAACAUAAUCAGUCAUUUUAACCACGACAACAAAGCUGAGAAUGUCGAAUAACCUUUAUAAUAGCAAUACGGUUGUGUAAAUAGUUUCUUCUUGUAACCCUAGUGUUAAGAGUAUAUUUUUUAAAUGUUUUAUAAACUGUAACAUGUAAGUAUUAGCUCGUAAGUCAUUUACCGCGUCUCGAGUAUUCCAUAAGGUAUUUUAAUCGCGUUCGCAUUGAAUAGUCACCGCUUCUAAGGUUACGGAUGUUAGACAUUUAUGUAUAUGAAAAUAUCAUUUGUUGUUUUGUGUGUAGCUCGGUUGGCUUUAGACGAGUUGUUUUUUUAUGUUUAAAACGUUUCUAUGUGAUGUUGAAUCAAAUACUUUAAUUAAAAUCCAAAUAAAUUUCACCAGCCGCUGAUUGGAAUAUUUCGGAAUGUAAACUAAUAGUUUGUUUUAUACGUAAGAAUUUAGUUCGACACAAUAUUUUAAUGGCAGUAAGUUGUGUUUUAAUGUAAUAUUAUAUAAGAAUGUGUAUUUGUCAUCCGUCGUUACGUUACGGUGAGCGUCGUCUAGCGUUUGUUUGUAAUCGUUUUAAGUUUUCAUAUGAGAAUUUUGUACUUUUGUUGAAACAUAAUAUUAUCGAGUCACUUUUGUACAUGCUUAAGUUUUAUUUUGCAAUAAAAACAUUAUUGACAAAAA
Molecule: messenger RNA, 2400 nt
Organism: Danaus plexippus (monarch butterfly)
Lineage: Eukaryota; Metazoa; Arthropoda; Insecta; Lepidoptera; Nymphalidae
Product: 15-hydroxyprostaglandin dehydrogenase [NAD(+)]-like
Exons: 6
Coding region: 260-1018 (252 amino acids)
Cellular component (GO): cytoplasm
Molecular function (GO): oxidoreductase activity, acting on the CH-OH group of donors, NAD or NADP as acceptor
Source: RefSeq, a predicted model, not a curated record